AGUAGCAGCUUUUCGUUGAUAAAACCGACUUUUCCGGAGAUGCAGCGGUUUCACCCACAAUUGCACUCGUUCUCGUUGUUUGAAUACUGUAGUUUGUCUUCUUGUUGAAUAUGGCGCACUCGGCGCAGCUCCAGACGCGUGAAGACGAGGACAAGGGCCAGAUCCUGCUCGAUCUGCUGCAGAACUCGUUUGCUUCAGCGCAAAUCACAGGCAAGGCCGUCUGGGUAGGCCUUCUCAUCUCCCUCGGCUCCUCCGCCGCCUUCUUCGCCCUCUUCUGCCUCCUCCGCACCCGCAACACGAUCCUCUACGCCCCCAAAACCCGCAUAUCCGGUCUCAGCAAACACGACUCUUUCUCCACCGUCUCCUCCUACCCAAGACUGCGUCCAGGCUACUUCAAAUGGAUGCUGCAGAUCUACAAGCUCAAGGAGUCAGACUUGCUCUUCAUCCUCGGCCUCGACUUUGUCGUCUACCUCAAAUUCCUCAAAAUGAACUGCCACACCUUCCUCUGUCUUGCCAUCUUGGGUGUUACCGUUGCUAUCCCCGUCAACUUUGCCCUCUCAAUCAACUCCCCGAGCGCAAAAGCCGCCUCCGCAUCCGACGCCUUCAUCCUCAUGACUCCCACCCUACUCAAGGGCCCGAGCAUGGCAUGCCACGUUGCGCUCGCCUAUGUCUUUGACGCCAUAGUCUGCUUCUUUCUGUGGAAAAACUACAAGGAGAUCCUCCAGCUGCGCAAAAUAUACUUCACCUCGUUCGACUACCAAUCCAGCAUCCACGCGCGCACUUUGCUCAUCACCGAACUCUCCAAACCUUAUCGCUCAAACGAAGGCAUCAUCAAGAUCUUGAAAGAUGCAGCCGCGAGAUCCACAAUCGCUUCCUCGUCAUCGAUCGCCAUCGACCAGAUCUUUGUCGGUCGCAGCGUGAGAGGUCUCGGCAAGCUUGUCCGCAUGCGCGAGAAAACCGUCUACCGACUAGAAAAAGUAUUCGCAAAGUAUCUCAAAGAUCUCGACAACCUUCCCGCCACGCGUCCGAUGAUGAAACUCGACCGCGGCGACAAAUUCGCCGACGGUUCCAGAGGCGGAAAAGUCGACGCAAUCGACUACCUCGUCACAAAGAUCCGCGACUACGACUACAAGAUCGCUGCCGCGCGCAAAUCUGUCGACUCCCGCCGCGAAAUGCCGUACGGUUUUGCGUCCUACCACUCCGCGACCGAAACACACCUUAUCGCAAAGGCCAACUCUGGCCGCCGCGUACUAGGCGCGGGACGCAUCAGACUCGCACCGAGGAGCAAGGAUAUCUUGUGGGAGAACAUCGAGCUAACAUCUCGUGAGCGCCUCAACAAAAAGUACUGGGGAAACGCCAUCUUCAUCAUCUUUUGUAUCGGCUGGAUCGUGCCCAACGCCUUCAUCGGAACUUUUCUCUCCCAGAUCUCUCGUAUCGGCGUGCUCUCAGACUCGUUCCAGCGCUUUGCAAACACGCAUGCCGGCUUCAUCUCUUUCAUCCAGGGUUUUGUUGCACCAGCUGUGACCUCAGCUAUCUUCCUUAUCUUCCCGAUCGUCAUGCGACGUAUCUCUGCCUUCCAAGGCGCUCACACAAAGUCCAUGCGCGAACGCAACGCACUCCGAAAGCUCUACAUUUUCUUUGUGUUCAACAACUUGAUCGUCUUCACGAUGUUUGGCGUGGCCUGGUCUGCGAUCUCACAGAUCAUCCAGCUAUCGAAUUCCAGAGACGAUAUGUCGGCCAAGGAAAUCUUUGACUCGCUAGACCUCGCCGAGCAGAUCUCGAGCUCAAUCAUCGGCGUGUCUUCCUUCUGGGUCAUGUACGUUGUGCGCUCAAACCUCGGUGCACUCCUCGACCUGAUCCAAGUCUGGUCUCUACUCGUGCACUCCUUCGCCCGCCGCUUCCUAGCCCCUACACCCCGCGCCCAAAUCCGCUGGACUGCGCCUCCCGAGUUCGACUUUGCCUCCCACUACAACUGGCUGCUCUUCUAUGCCACCAUCGCACUCACAUUCACCUCAAUCCAGCCCAUCAUCCUCGUCGUCACCUGCUUCUACUUCACAAUCGAUACCUUCCUCAAGAAAUACUCUCUCAUUUACGUCUACAUGCCCAAAGUCGAAAGCGACGGCGCGUUCUGGAAAGACCUCUUCAACCGCAUUCUCUUCUCCCUCGCGCUCGGCAACGCAGUCAUGUUCAUCGUCACCUGGGUCCAAGGCACCUGGCGCGUCGCAGUCGCAAUGCUUCCUCUCUUCCCCGCCAUCCUUGCCUUCAAAAUAUACUCCUACUACGCCUUUUCUCAACAAAUGAAAUACAACCUCGACUCCCAGAGUCUCGAGUCCAUCACCCCUCCCGCACAAUCUUCAUCAGCACACACAGACCCCCGAAACGAAUUCGGCAACCCGGCGCUCUACCGCACGCUCAUCGUCCCCAUCGUCAAAAAGGGCGCCGAAAACAUCCUCGAGCAGAUCCUGGGCUCGAUCUACCUCGACUCAAACUCGCACGGUCCUUCUGCUUCUGGAGCUCUCGACGGCGCUUUUGAGAUUGUGGACGAGCGGGAACUGGACUUUAUCAGGUUCCUUGACGAUCCUAAUCUUCGCGACUCGGAGGAUCCUGCUCCUCGUCCUGCCACAAGCCUCUCAAACACCUCCAGGCAAACACAGUCCUUGCGGUCUCUGUCCUCGACCGGCAUGAAGAACAUUUACCGCACCCACAGCGACGACGACACAAUCUCCACUUCUACUGCCGCCGUACCGCCCAGGUCUGCUUCCAUGGGUGACUUCGCCGCCGACUUGGCCGAUGAGGAUAUCGUGGCAUACGCCAAUCCCUAUGACGAUGGCGUGUACAGCGAGGACAACGUGCUGGGUAUUUCAUUUGCCACAGAGACAAACCCUGCACCAGAUAACGAGGAGGACGAGCAGAAUUUGCUGUAACUCAUACUUUAGACUCCCCGCUUUAAUAUCUCAUACUUGUUAGAACUAUUGUAAUUAU
This is a messenger RNA of Myxozyma melibiosi, 2982 nucleotides long. RefSeq lists its product as uncharacterized. The record is from RefSeq and is a predicted model, not a curated record. Bases 111 to 2924 code for a protein of 937 amino acids. Gene Ontology annotation, cellular component: plasma membrane. The transcript has 3 exons. Gene Ontology annotation, molecular function: calcium-activated cation channel activity. NCBI's taxonomy places the organism in Eukaryota, Fungi, Ascomycota, Lipomycetes, Lipomycetales, Lipomycetaceae.